GCAAAACAGCUGAUCGGAAGGAGAUAGCAAUACGGUGCGAAGGUGCAACACGAAAUUAGCAAAAAGGCUAAAAGUAAAUAUCGCUUAUUUUCGCUUAUUCCGCCAGCAAAAGAGGCGCUGCGGCGGCGGCGGCGGGUCUAGUAACGAGGCGGAAAAAGUGAAAAAUAAGCACAAAUAAGACGGCAGCAUUUCGUCAGCGCAGAAAGUCCGGGAAAACCGAAGCGAACAAAAUAAAACGAUGACGAGUCGCCAGCGGACAGUGAUUAUAUUCAAAUCGGAGUCGGACAGCAGCGAUGUGUACGCGGAAACGCUGGAGAAGCACGACUUCAAUCCGGUCUUUGUGCCCACACUAAGUUUUGGCUUCAAGAAUUUGGAGGAGCUGCGCGUCAAGCUUCAGAAUCCGGACAAAUAUGCUGGCAUCAUCUUCACAUCGCCGCGUUGCGUGGAGGCGGUGGCCGAAUCCCUCAAUCUGGGCCAACUGCCGGGCGGUUGGAAGAUGUUGCAUAACUAUGCCGUCGGCGAGGUGACCCACAAUCUGGCCCUCAGCACCUUGGACCAGCUCUUCACGCACGGCAAGCAGACGGGGAAUGCCCGGGCCCUCGGCGAGUACAUUGUGGACACGUUCGAUGGAUCGCGCGCACUGCCGCUGCUCCUGCCGUGCGGCAAUUUGGCCACCGACACGCUGCUCUCGAAGCUGGCGGAGAACGGUUUCUCCGUGGACGCCUGCGAAGUCUACGAGACGCGCUGCCAUCCCGAGCUGGGCGAGAAUGUGGAGCGGGCACUGGAGAUCUACGGCGAGUCCAUCGAAUUCCUGGCCUUCUUCUCGCCAUCGGGCGUCACCUGCGCCCAGCAGUACUUCGGGGCGCGCCAGCUGUCCAUGGACAAGUGGAAGCUGGUGGCCAUCGGGCCGAGCACCCGGCGAGCCCUCGAGUCGCAGGGCCUGAAGGUCUACUGUACCGCCGAGCGGCCCACCGUGGAGCAUCUGGUCAAGGUGCUGCUCAAUCCGCAGGACAGCCGCGAACGGCUGCUCAAGGAGCGCGAACGGAUCGCCGCCCUCGAGAAUAACAAUUAAGACGCGUAACCCUAAGAUUCGUGAGCAGGUCAAAUGUCCAAGACACCAUAAGCCUGCAUUAUCUAUCAUUUUCAUAUGAAUAAAGCCAAGGGUUUGGAUUUUGCAGCUGUGUAAUUUCAAAAAACAGCACAUUAUAACCCUAGGCUUAUUAAACCCCUGGAUAAAUCUCUAAUCGUAUCACUUUCAUAGGUAUAACUCAAAUUGUUAAGUAAUAUCCUAAAGAUUCUAACGUUUUAGAAUUCCAAGAUUAUAAAAUUCUUUCUGCAUCUUAAACUUCCCAGUUAAAAAAUGUAAGCCUAAGAUUCCCAAUAUUGGAAAUCAUAUAUGUCCCAUAUAAAAUUGUAUGAGUUAUGUGGAAAAAGCAGGACUUUGGACUUUGGUUGCAAAAUUCAAAGAAAAGGUUAAAUUCUACGACUUUGUUAUGUUAAUUCUUCUAAGACUAGAAAAUAAAAUCACAAUUAGAAUCCACAUGAUUAAAUAUCCCAGGAUAAGUAAUUACGUCCCCCAAAAGAAACACAAAAAAAGACUUAAACUCGUAGUUUUUUUUUCGAUUGACCUCCGAGCGAGUACAAAAUUAGCGGGCAUCAAAUGCCGACGUCUUUAUUUUCUGUUUACCAUUGGAUUAAGCUGAAUAAAUUGUUUCUUUUCUAAAUUUAGUCGGUAGUCUUUGUGGGUCAAAUCGGAGGUGGCAGAGAACUAAAGUAAAUUUAAGCGAUUAUUGACUUUAGUUGUACUCAAUAUUAUUGACUUUUACAUUUUGUCAACUGGGAUUUAAAUAAAGUUUUAGUUUAUAUAUGUUUUGGGAUA
This is a messenger RNA of Drosophila elegans, 1879 nucleotides long. RefSeq names its product uroporphyrinogen-III synthase (gene Uros1). The record is from RefSeq and is a predicted model, not a curated record. Gene Ontology annotation, molecular function: uroporphyrinogen-III synthase activity. Bases 239 to 1072 code for a protein of 277 amino acids. Gene Ontology annotation, biological process: uroporphyrinogen III biosynthetic process. The transcript has a single exon. Lineage: Eukaryota; Metazoa; Arthropoda; Insecta; Diptera; Drosophilidae.